UGUCUGCACUCCACGUUCUGCAAGACAUGCACCACCGACUGGUACCCUUUUUCCUGCUCGUCGCCGGGAUGGCGGUCGCCGAGUUAGUGGCACCUCUGCUUUUCAAGACGUGUGCUGACGAUGAACACAACGUUGCGGAAUGUCGACGGCAGGCUCUACAGGAAGUGAUACCCCUACUGGCCACUGGAAUUCCAGAGAUCGGCGCUCCACCAAUCGACCCUGCGGAUCAGUUGGCGCCCCUGACGUGGCACACCAGCUCCAUAGGGCUCGACAUCACGUUCCGUCUGGACAACAGCCGCUUUAGCGGCCUGGGGAGCGCCGUCGUCGAUAGCCUUCAGGUGGAUUCCUUUAGCAAACGUAUCCGCAUUGUCGCUCACAGUGAUGGCAUUUACACGUUAGAAGGUGCAUACACUUUGGCCGCCCAUGUACUUGGCAUACCUUUGGAGGGCACUGGAAUCUUCAAGAGUGUGAUGGGUGGUGGCGCCGUGGACGUCACAUAUUCUGGACACCUUGAGAGCGGCCAGGGAGGACGGUCAUAUCUGAAGCUAGACACUGUCCAAGUCGCAUUGGCCUUAGGCAGGUCUCAGUAUGAGCUCACUGGUCUCUUUGGGGACUACCAGCCUCUAGUGCUCGCUGGUAAUAUGUUCAUCAACAACGUUGCAGCGAACGUAGUGGAACCGAAUUUGAAGCCAACGCUGGAAAAGUGGCUGGCCGAAGUGUUCCGCCAUUAUGCACAAGCCGUCUUCGAUACUGUACCCUACGACGAGCUGUUUCCAAAGACGCCCGCUUACAGAGGUUUCUACAGAGCGGUUUUCCCACACAAUUUUUGAUUUUCCUGCUGAUAUAGAACGCUUUAUAGUUUACUGGGCGCGUUCCUCCAGUUAACAGAUUAAAAUAACCAGCACCGCACUAACAAUUCAGUGGAUAUAAUAGCCUAGCAAUUUAAUAUUAAUACAACAGUGUGUUUGGGAUUCGUAUCUUCGAAGAAGCCAACAUUUACACAACAUGCACGUAGUUAGAUAAUAUUGUGAGCUUCCUAUAGUUCCAAGGUGAAAAUGUGCCAACUUCUAGGGUUCUUUCCUCCGUACCAGCAACUAGAGCAUUUACGUAGAAUGAGCAGUGAACAGUUGAGUGACGUAAUGUUGUACUUAAGAUAUUCAUCUUGCAUAUUCUAGUAAUGGGCUCAAAACCUUCGACUUAUCAUCCUGAUUUGGAUUUUCCGUGGUCUUCCUGAACCACAUUAGGCAAAUGACGGGAUGUGACAGUAACACGGCCACGCCAAUUGUUCCUCACACUUCUGUGAUUCAGUUCCUGUUCCAUUUCUAGCGCUGGUAAUUUCUAUGGGUCCUGAAAGUUAACCACACACCUAGAAUUAUAAGCAGUAGGGAAACCUACAGCUUUUCCUUCCGCUCUGACCAUUGUCACUAAAAUUAUCCAGAAGUCUUAGAACUUGUAAGGAAAUUUUACCCAUUGUUGAGAUAUCCCGUUGAUUCAUUUUGUUUAUUCAUUGUCUUAGCUUCACCACUUUGUGACCCUAGCUAUAGGCUUAUACUACAUGUUUUGUAGAGCACACGAGAUUAAAAAAAUGCGCGUAGUGAAAAUUGGAAAGAGAAAACUAUAUGAUACACUUUUAAGUAACUUAACUUUCUGCAGCUUACACAUUUAUGAUGUUGCCUAAUGAUCGGUUUGUCCAUCAAUUACUAAUUGAA
This is a messenger RNA of Schistocerca piceifrons (Central American locust), 1709 nucleotides long. RefSeq names its product putative beta-carotene-binding protein. The record is from RefSeq and is a predicted model, not a curated record. The transcript has 6 exons. Bases 27 to 830 code for a protein of 267 amino acids. Lineage: Eukaryota; Metazoa; Arthropoda; Insecta; Orthoptera; Acrididae.